AUGACCUCUGAAGCCUUCAAACUGAAAGGUCUCUCUGAACAAGUCAACAACGACUUUGUCAUAGACGCUGGAGUAAGGCUACAAGCUCACUUGGUCAUAGAUACUGAGGAAAAGGCCAGGAAGGAAGCAGAAGAGAAAGCUCGCCUGGAAAAAGAGCAACGAAUCAGAGAAGUUGAAGAGAAGGUUGUUGUUGAAGUUGUUUUUGCGGCUGCUGCUGAAGCUGAGGCAAAAGCUAAAGUCGAAGCUGAAGAAGUAGCACGCAUUGCUGCAGAGGAAGCUGCAAAGGCCAACGCUGAUGCUCUGACUCAGGGGGAGCAAUCUAACUCUGGUCUCGCCCCUCCGGUACUGAAAAUUUUGGAGGAACUGCAAAAGGAACAACAAGUUGUGAGAGCUAGGUUGGAUCACCAGGACUCCGUCAACAACAACAUUCAGAACCUACUAACUCAACUGCUCCAAAGGAUGCCUCUGCCUCCAAACCCUUAG
Molecule: messenger RNA, 483 nt
Organism: Lathyrus oleraceus (garden pea)
Lineage: Eukaryota; Viridiplantae; Streptophyta; Magnoliopsida; Fabales; Fabaceae
Exons: 1
Coding region: 1-483 (160 amino acids)
Source: RefSeq, a predicted model, not a curated record